Colletotrichum godetiae is the source of this 2769-nucleotide messenger RNA. Its product is annotated as dynamin family protein. Lineage: Eukaryota; Fungi; Ascomycota; Sordariomycetes; Glomerellales; Glomerellaceae. The record is from RefSeq and is a predicted model, not a curated record. Gene Ontology annotation, molecular function: GTP binding; microtubule binding; GTPase activity. Bases 1 to 2769 code for a protein of 922 amino acids. Gene Ontology annotation, cellular component: cytoplasm; microtubule; membrane. The transcript has 3 exons.
AUGAGCGGACGUCUCCUGGCCGCAGGGCUUUCGCCAUUGACGCGACGCGCUCCAGUCCAGGCCGUUCGACACUUUCACCGAUUUCCCGCAGGCGGGCUGCAGCGAGCAGAUGCUGCUGUGCGUGCUACCCAACGGCGCAUGUGGUUCCCUGGCAAUGCCUUCCACAAUGCCGUCGUCGUAAGGAAUGCGUCCUUUGCCCGCUUCCUACCAAAGCUGGUUAUCAAGUUUGCUAGGAUCCCCGCCAUGUUCGGUGGCCUAGCUGUCGGAACACUCGCUUGGAUUCAGUACCAAGCUAACCAGCUCACCACCAACGCCUGGGAUAUGGUCAGCAAAACAGCAGAUGGUAUUUCGGAAACGACGUCUAGUCUCUUUGGAGGUGCUAAAGGUAUCAUGGAUCAAACGAUGCGCGGUUGGGAAAACACGAAAGAACAAAUCGAAACCCCCGAAUGGCUUCAAAAGGUCUUGCGUAUCCACGAAGACAUUGGCACUGGAGGUGGCGGCUCAGGAGGCCCCGGAGGGGAGCAGCCCAAGCAGAGCAGAGCUGGUGCGGCUGUUGUUGCAGGAGGCUCAGCUGCUGCGUACGGCUACGACCAAUCUUCAGAAGACGACCCACGAGAUCCCGACGAGGUGGCCAACGACGACCAGAUGAUGAUCCUCACCAAGAAGAUGAUCGAGAUUCGGAGCAUGCUCCAGCAAGUUGGACAAUCGAGCACACUGACGCUCCCUUCAAUUGUUGUCAUCGGUUCCCAGUCGUCAGGAAAGAGUUCUGUCUUAGAAGCCCUCGUCGGUCACGAAUUCCUGCCCAAGGGAAGCAAUAUGGUCACUCGCAGACCCAUAGAGCUGACCCUCGUCAAUACCCCUGAGUCGGAUGCAGAAUAUGGCGAAUUCCCCGACUUAGGUCUUCGACGCAUUACCGACUUUUCCUCGAUCCAAAGGACCUUGACUGAGCUCAAUCUAGCCGUGCCAGAUACCCAGUGCGUCUCGGAUGAUCCCAUUCACCUUACCAUCUACUCGCCAAACGUACCAGAUCUGUCUCUGAUUGAUCUGCCCGGAUACAUUCAAGUGGUUGGCCAAGGCCAGCCUCUUGAAUUGAAGCAAAAGAUCUCGGAGCUAUGCGACAAGUACAUCCAGCCUCCCAACGUUAUUCUCGCUAUCUCCGCCGCAGAUGUAGAUCUCGCAAACUCGACCGCAUUACGUGCCAGUCGUCGUGUAGACCCUAGAGGAGAGAGGACCAUCGGUGUGGUUACCAAGAUGGAUCUGGUGGACGCUCCUCGUGGGGCCGCCAUCCUGAGCGACAAGCAGUAUCCCCUGAGACUGGGUUAUGUGGGUGUUGUCUCCAAAGUUCCUCAAACGACUGGUCUCUUCAAGAGAUCUGGUAGCGUCAUGUCUGCCAUUGCAAAGAACGAGAACACCUUUUUCUCGGCCCACCCGCUCGAGUUCGGCGAGGGUGCUGGUGUCAACGUAGGGACCAUCAACCUACGUAAGAAGCUCAUGACCGUUCUUGAACAGACGAUGUCUGCUAGCCUAGCUACAACUAGCGACGCUAUCAGACAGGAGCUUGAGGAAGCGACCUAUGAGUUCAAGGUUCAAUACAAUGACCGCCCGCUAUCUGCCGAAUCAUACUUGGCGGAAAGCCUCGAUGGCUUCAAACACUCCUUCAAGCAAUUCACCGAGGAGUUCGGGCGCCCCCAAAUGCACCAGCUUCUGAAGCAAGAGCUAGAUCAGAAGGUUCUCGAUCUUCUGGCGGCUCGGUACUGGAACAAGCCUAUCCAGGACCUGUCCCCUGCAAUGCCAGAGCCGGACAGCUUGGCUGAUCUUCCCAAAGCCGACCCCAACUCUUUGUACUGGCAUCGCCAGCUCGACGCGUCGACUUCUUCAUUGACAAAACUUGGCGUUGGCAGAUUAGCUACAAGCGUUGUUGCUUCUGCUAUCCAGGCACACAUCGAUAGUCUGAUAAAGCACUCCACUUUCAGCAGCCAUCCCUUUGCACGCGAAGCAAUUAACGAAGCCGCGUCAACAAUUCUGAAUGAGCGAUUUUAUAGCACGAGCGAUCAGGUUGAGAACUGUAUCAAGCCUUACAAGUUCGAAAUUGAUCUUGACGAGAGAGAAUGGACCCAAGGUCGCGAUCACUCAGCCGUUGUCCUGAAGAAGGAGCUCCAGGACUGCGAAGGCGCACUCAAGAGCAUUGAAGAUGUUGUUGGCGGUCGACGAAAGUUGAGAGAAGUGAUGAACUUUGUCGAUCGCGCACGAAAGGGAGAUGUUGUGGUUGAGGGAGAAAGCCGUAGCGGCGCCGGAGGCUUCAGCGCGUCGCUUCUUAAGAGAGGACGUGAGGCUGUCUUCCUCAGGGAUCGUGCCGACAUCAUCAAGAUGCGUCUAAUGGCUGUUAAGUCUAAGCAAUGCACCAGCCUCAAGAACAAGUAUUACUGCCCGGAGGUCUUCCUUGAUGCGGCAGCCACCAAGCUCGCGUCAACGGCUGUUCUUUUUCUCAACGUAGAGCUCCUAUCGGAAUUCUACUACAACUUCCCUAGGGAACUCGAUCUCCGGCUAGGAAGGCACCUCUCCGAAGAAGAUAUCGAAAGGUUCGCCAAGGAAGACCCCAAGAUCAAGAGGCACCUGGAAGUCAUCCGCCGCAAAGAUCUGCUCGAGUUGGUCCUUGAGAAGAUGGAGAGCCUCAGGCAGCUUGAGGGUCGCGAGAGAGAGCGGAAGCAGGGUAGCAACAACAGGCCCAACAAGGAUGACAAGCAGCGUGGACGCUGGGGACUGUUUUGA